Lodderomyces margitis is the source of this 300-nucleotide messenger RNA. Its product is annotated as SUMO-targeted ubiquitin ligase complex subunit. The record is from RefSeq and is a predicted model, not a curated record. The transcript has 2 exons. Lineage: Eukaryota; Fungi; Ascomycota; Pichiomycetes; Serinales; Debaryomycetaceae. The coding region runs from base 1 to 300 and encodes 99 amino acids.
AUGUCCUCCAACGUCAUCACGUUAGAUACAGACUCAGAUUCAGAUGACGAGAUUGAAAUUCUCGAGUUUAGAAAGAUAACUCAAGAUCUACUAGAUAACCCACAGAGCCAGGACACCAACAACGACAAGGAGCAUGCUGCAUCAACUACAACCACCGAGCAUAAGACGACCAAGAAACUAGCCGAUAUUCAAUGUCCCAUAUGCUUUGAUACGGUUGACGCUGCAACUGUUGUCGCAUUUAAGGAUACAAUUGUUUUGAAGUUGAAGAAAUCAGAUCACAAGUUUGUGGAGGUAAAGUAA